CUGUUGGAAUCUGGCUUAAUAUUUAUGCUCCUAAAAGUUUAUUAUUUUUUAUGCUAGCGCAAGUAUUUUAAUAAUCGUUUCGCGAGUUUUCCCACAUCCCUAUAAUUUGAAAUAAACUUUUAAUUUCCAUUAUUCAAAAUCAGCUCAGAAAGUGAGAGGAAGGAAUUCAAGGUUGUAUUUCAGUUCAAUUUUUACUGCAGUAUCGUGGCUAGUUCGUGGAUACUUGCUAAUAUCUAAUUUAUAUCGAGAUCUCAAAUAGCGUCUGGAUUCAACAAAUCAUCCAACUCAUUAUCUAAGCAAAAUCAUUAUCUACGAUGCAACUGGAUCCAGAAACGAAACCUAAGCUUUCUGAUGUCGGUAUAGGUCCUGGAGUGUCAGGAAUACCUUUACUGCAAGAACCAGCAGGAAUCUACGUGACUCCAUCUCAGUAUCGGGCAUGGAAUACUGGAUAUGAUGCAACAAGUAGUGCGAACUCAAACGAAGGACCUGGUCUUUGUGCUUUACUUCUGACUUGUUUCUCCUACCUCAUCAUCAUCAUCACAUUUCCCGUUUCUCUUCUAUUCUGCGUAAAGGUCGUGCAGGAGUACGAAAGAGCGGUGAUAUUUCGGCUUGGACGUCUUAUGAAGGGUGGUGCUAAAGGACCGGGUAUAUUUUUCAUCAUCCCAUGCAUAGACACUUACUGCAAAGUUGAUCUCCGAACUGUGUCUUUUGAUGUCCCACCACAAGAAGAUAACAAACACUCCAGGAGUUCGAACAACAUGGCAUGGAUUUUGUCAAAAGAUUCCGUUACGGUUGCAGUGGACGCAGUAGUAUACUACCGCAUCAGCAAUGCCACUAUUGCAGUAUCUAAUGUUGAGGAUUAUGGACAUUCGACGCGCCUACUUGCAGCUACCACCUUAAGGAAUGUCCUUGGAACAAAGAAUCUUUCAGAAAUUCUGUCAGAGAGGGAAUCCAUAAGUCAUAUUAUGCAGUCUAGUUUAGAUGAAGCAACUGAUCCUUGGGGUGUCAAAGUCGAGCGCGUGGAAAUUAAGGAUGUGAGAUUACCUGUGCAGUUACAAAGGGCUAUGGCUGCGGAAGCUGAAGCUGCAAGAGAAGCCAGAGCAAAGGUUAUUGCAGCGGAAGGCGAGCAGAGAGCUUCCCGAGCCUUGAAGGAAGCUGCUGAAGUCAUCGCAGAUUCACCAUCUGCUCUUCAACUACGUUACUUACAGACCCUGAAUUCCAUUGCGGCGGAAAAGAAUUCCACCAUAGUUUUUCCGUUGCCCAUGGAACUUUUCCGUGGCAUGCAAAGGUCGUAGAUUAUCGCCACAUGUUUGAUACAUAAUAGCUAAACACGUCAUUGUUCUCAUUAUUUUCGAUCAUUUAUGUAAUAUUUCUUGGCUGCGUAAGGAUCAGAGUUGGCGGCGUUCUUGGCGAUAUUUGUUCAAGAUUGGAAAAAAAUGUUCUGAUCAAAAGAUGUCGUCGCUUUUUUCUUUCGAUAUAUGAGCAUCCCUGUUCUGUGGAUCAAGCUUAUUGCCAAAGAUGUUGCUGGCAAUCUUUUGCACCUCUAAAGAGAGGGUUGGUCAUCGAUCUCAAUAAGAAGUCACCGAUGUGGUUGCCGGUUAUUGUUGGUAAGGUGGCACAGUGCUGAAAGCAGUCGCAUUUCUUUUCCUACUUUCAACGAAACUGUACUAUGAAUGACAAUUUAUCACACUUUAUUGCAUUUAUUAAAAUGUUAACGUGAACUACUGUGCUUGCUUCGUAAAAGAAUUAAUAUAUGUAUGUUAGUUAUAUGUAUAAACUUUAAAAAAUGAAAUCAACCGAUCUAGCUUUCCACUUUUGUUCAAAACUGAUAAAACUACAUCUUAUCACACUUCAUACCAUAAUUUAAUCUUUAUAUCUUUCUUGAAAUUUUUAAUGUCAUAAAAAUCAAUAAUCAUCAACAAAAUUUAAAGCAUGUUACCGAAUUUCAACCAUAAAGGAAUUCAUUUCAAAUUUUUUAAUGAUAAGUUCAACAAUGAAUGAUUCUCUAACGAUAUGAAUACUAAUAAGUACCUGAAGUUACACUGGAAACUGAUUUUGCUGGUAUACUUAUUCAUUUUGCAUUUAAGGCGAUCAGUUUCUUAUAGUUGCUCAAACAUUUACUAGAAAAGUAUGUAGAAAUCCUCAAAUUUUAGUUAGACUGAAUGCACAUUUUACUAUUUAAUAAUCAAAGUAUGCAACGUAGAACACCAGUGUUUUUGUUGACCUAAAAUUAAUUUUAGAUGUAACAAUUGUUAUGGCACACAAAAUAACUUUAUAAGUUUUUACCGAAAUAUCAGUUACUGUAAAUAUAUACUUCUGCACUUUUUCUGUCGAAUCAUUGAUUAACGACAGUAAUGUAUUAACACCAAUACAAAAAAUGUGCUCCAACGCGCAAUAUUUUUUUGAAUCCAUUUCCUUGCGGUUUUAAAAGCAAUUUUUCUUAAACUUCGCUGCUUCUUUUCCAGAAAGCUUUGAUAUUUUAUCUUUGAUAUAAAAUUUUGUUUUGAGAAAGCCGAUUUAAUGUAAUAUUCAAAUUUAUGUAGCAGGUAACGAAAUUAAACGAAAGAAAUUUAAAUUCAAAUAUAUGCUUUAUGAGUUUUAAUGCCAAAUUUCUUCUAAAAAUGUAUUUUGAUGAGGAAGAAUGAUGGAUAUACAUUAAGCCUGCAUGUACAAUCCAUAAAAAACACUAAAAAAAUUCUUAAAAUUUAUAUAAUAAGAAAAGAAAAGAACAAAAGAGAUUAAAAAUGAAAUGAAUGAAAACAUAAAGCUUGAAAAAUUUGUGUUCUUAAUAACCGUUAUAAAAGGACAUAAUAUCAAAAACGUGCAUAUGCAAAUCGCAUAAAAAGGAUUGCUGAAACAUUUGCCUUUCUGUGUGUAAGUCUGUAAUAUAUCCAGCAACUGACAUGGUAAAUUAAAUUGUUGAUUACUGAUUUAAGUUUAAUAGCAUUCUUAAUUUUUUGACUAUAUAUAUACCAUAAAUUCCAGACUUUUAUGUUUUGCCGAGUUGAAUAUUGAACAGCUGCUUAAAAUAAGAAUUAGUAUAACUUAUUUAGUAAAUAAUUUGAAUGAAUUCCAAUAAAUGAAAUUUACAUGCGUAUAAAGAUAAAAUUACAGCGAUUUCUUUAAUAAAUUAUCUAUAAGAAUUUCAUACAAGUUCUUUACAUCCAGCAAUAAAGCGUAAAAAUUAUAAGAAAAAAGAUGUUCCACCAAAAAUUUUUCAGUGUGAUAGCAACAUAAGACUCAUUUCGUCUAAAGAUCUGAAUAGGGUAUACGAGUCAGCACUUCAUUUAAAUGAAGAUAGUGUUUAAAGGAGCUGUAAUAAAGGAGCUGUAACCGAGUGAAUGUUGAACGUGAGCACCCAAAACCUCACUUGCUGAGAGGUACUGAGUGAAAGAUGUAGCGAAAACAGAACAUGAGCACUUAAUCUAUAUACUUUAGAUUUGUAAAAUCAGUUAGCAUACGAGCAAAUUAUGUCUGGAAGAAUGCCCAGACACUUGAACCAAUCUUAUCCGAAAAAAGGAAAAAAAAAAAAAAGAGCUUAAUUCUUCGUUUGUAUGAGAUUGUUUGAAAAAAGAUAUAAUUUAUCACUUAAAAAAUAAAGUCUGACUGAUUAUUUUUAUUGAGAGGUAGUUUAUUAGCAUUACAGGAAAAUAUUAGUUAAUUUUGAUGACUAUAAAUCUAAGGUUAGAUAAUGCUAACGAAAAUAAGAUUAACGAAAGAAUGCGAACGGAACUAUAUAUCAUGAAAUAAAAAAAUAUUAAAAAUAGUAUAUAGAGAACUAUUUAAUAUCAUAAUUAGAAGUAAGAUUUAUUAAGCAUCAUAAAAUAGAAUAACAUCACAAAAACAUUUAACAUUAUGAAUAGAAGGAAAGUCUGUUCAAAAUCAUAAAAUAGGAUUAUAUCAUAAUACUAAUGUCAUGUGUAUGAAUAAAAUUUAUUUAACAUCUUAAAAUAAAAUAACAUCACAAAAACAUAUAACAUCAUUAUAGAAGUAAGAUCUAUUUAACAUCAGAAAAAGGACAGUAAAAUCUUUAGAAAUUGUUAGAUAAUAAUAUAAUGUAUAAAGAAGAAAUAUUAGCGUAUAAGAAAUAUGUAAGAAUCUUAUACAUUUACUACAUGUUACAUCUUUGUAAUAAAAUGAAGCUACUUAAGUAAA
Stegodyphus dumicola is the source of this 4155-nucleotide messenger RNA. RefSeq names its product band 7 protein AGAP004871-like. NCBI's taxonomy places the organism in Eukaryota, Metazoa, Arthropoda, Arachnida, Araneae, Eresidae. Gene Ontology annotation, cellular component: plasma membrane. The record is from RefSeq and is a predicted model, not a curated record.